Molecule: messenger RNA, 585 nt
Organism: Beta vulgaris subsp. vulgaris (sugar beet)
Lineage: Eukaryota; Viridiplantae; Streptophyta; Magnoliopsida; Caryophyllales; Amaranthaceae
Exons: 3
Coding region: 1-585 (194 amino acids)
Molecular function (GO): zinc ion binding
Source: RefSeq, a predicted model, not a curated record
AUGGCAAGAGAGGUAAUUUGGGGUUUUGGGUUUCUCAAGAAUUUGGUGAAUGCCAAAGAGAUUCAAAUGGGUAGCAUAAAUGGGGGAGAAGAGGGGGUGAAAAAUGGAGUGAAGGUCAAGGGAGUUACGACAGAUGUUCCAGGAGAUCAAGAUUAUGCACUGCAUGCUAUGGUGAAAUGCGGUUGUGGAUUUGCAGUUGCAACAAGGACAUCAUGGACUCAUGAUAACCCAGGCAGAAAGUUUAGAGCUUGCAAAUUUUACAACCAUGAAACAGGUCAAAGGGGGUGUAAAACGUUUGACUGGGUUGAUGAGGGCCAAACUGAUUGGCAAAGAGAAGUCAUAAAUGUGCUUGUUGCAGAGAAGCAUAGGUUAGCCACUGAUAACAACAUCAUCAAGGGAAGGCUGGUUUGUGUGGAGCAUGAAAAGAAUAGGCUAAAUCAUGACCUUAAGAAGCUGAGGAAGAAGCCAUUAAUGAGGAAGAAAGAAUCUUUUGCUAGGAAUGAAAUUCUAGGUUGUAAAAUGGUUUGUAUUUGUGUUUUACUUUCUGUAAUUGUGAGUUUCAUGUUUGUGAAAGUGUUUGCUUAA